Molecule: messenger RNA, 525 nt
Organism: Beta vulgaris subsp. vulgaris (sugar beet)
Lineage: Eukaryota; Viridiplantae; Streptophyta; Magnoliopsida; Caryophyllales; Amaranthaceae
Exons: 1
Coding region: 1-525 (174 amino acids)
Source: RefSeq, a predicted model, not a curated record
AUGAUAGGAAAAUAUUAUUUGGUGGAUUCCGGAUACCCGAAUACUGUUGGGUACAUGUGUCCGAUUCGCUUGAUUAGAUACCACAUACCGGAAUAUAAGAAGAGUCCACCUAAAGGGAUGCUAGAAAAUUUCAACUAUCAAUAUUCAUCACUGAGAAUGUCCAUUAAAUGCGCAUUUGGUCACUUAAAGAAAAGGUGGAAAGUGCUUCAUAAUAUGCCACAAAUGUCAGAAAAGUAUCAGAUGUCUAUUAUUGUUGCCACUUGCACACUUCAUAAUUUCAUAAAAAUGCACAAGCUUGGAAUACCAAUUGUGCAACAUGAAGCAAGUGUUUGUGGAAGUGUUGAUGUAGGGAUGUUUGAUGACCAUCAAAAAGCUCCCAUGUUUGAAAGACGAAAAGCCUUAGCAAGGCUUAUUUGGAAAGAUGUUAAACUGAAUGAUGCACAUGAAGCUGAUGGUGAAGAUAAUAAUGAAGAUGAGGUGGAAGAAAAUGACGAGGUUGCAGAUCAUAUGGAAGAAGAUUAUUAG